Messenger RNA from Eleginops maclovinus (Patagonian blennie), 2603 nucleotides. RefSeq names its product UDP-GlcNAc:betaGal beta-1,3-N-acetylglucosaminyltransferase 9 (gene b3gnt9). The coding region runs from base 399 to 1838 and encodes 479 amino acids. Lineage: Eukaryota; Metazoa; Chordata; Actinopteri; Perciformes; Eleginopidae. Gene Ontology annotation, molecular function: hexosyltransferase activity; UDP-glycosyltransferase activity. The record is from RefSeq and is a predicted model, not a curated record. The transcript has 7 exons. Gene Ontology annotation, cellular component: Golgi membrane.
CACACACACACACACACACACACACACACACCCACAGACACACACAAACACACACCUGAAGGCAGCAUGUGAACUGCUCCCUUCUCUUCUUUCUUCUGGACUUUUUACACUUUUUAAAUCCUCUUCUUUGUGUGGCUGUGCAGAGUGGAUUUGUGUUGCAACAGCCCAGAUGUUACCACUUUAACCUCCUCAUCUGUCUCGUCUGAAUGCCUUGGCCCAUUGGUACCUGAGAAGGGGAGGAUGGAGCCGGACAGGAUGGACAUACAUCCAGUGAUAUGAGAUCAACCAGCAAACCAGAAUCUGAUCUGACUCCGUUUCAGCCUUCCCUUAAAGCAGUAUGAACUGCAGCGGCUCCUUCACACUGCAAUCCUUUUCAACACUUAACUGAAGUCAGGUUAAUGAAGAAGAUGCUGAGGAAGAUGGUGAUAAUGAGGAGGGUCCUCCAUGUGAAGGGAGAUGUGAUGUGCACGAUGCUGCUGCUGGUGCUGUUCUGUGUGCUGCUCUAUGCCCGGCAGGCCGUGCUCUCCUCUGAGUGGGACAGGCCUUUGCUGAAGUUGGAAAUCCAUGGCUCUACCAGCCAGAGCAGGACCUUGCUGGGCGCCAGCGCGGUAAAAGCCAGCCAGGAGUCUCAAGGGCAGAUCCCCUCCAACCCUUCACAGACACAGCUGCCUCCCUGCAAACCACAGUCCAAAUCCAAACUUCCGCAGCUCAAGCAAAAACUUCAGGUCAGAUCUAAGGGGAAAUCCAAGGCGCGACGGAAAAAUGCUGUGCCGACGAAGACAGCUGGCAAGCCCCUCCCCACGAUGCCACCAUUUGACUUUGAGGGCUAUCUGAGAAAGAAGGACAACAGAAACUUUAAACUGCUCAUAGACCAGCCUGAGAAAUGUCUUGUCGGGGGAGCAGAGGAAGAACAAGAAGGAAGUGAAGGGUCUACUACUGCUCUGUACAUGCUAAUUGCAGUGAAAUCUAUCCCUGCAGAUUUUGAAAAACGGCAGGUUGUGCGUCGGACCUGGGGUAAAGAGGGACUUUUCAAAAAUGGUGUUUCCAUCCGCACUCUUUUCCUACUCGGGGUUCCCAGGAAUCGGACAGCUCUGCCUCUGUGGGAUCGACUUUUGACCUACGAGAGUCAAACCUUUAAGGACAUCCUGCUGUGGGACUUUGAGGACACCUUCUUCAACCUGACGCUGAAAGAAACACAUUUCCUGGAAUGGGUUAACAGCAGCUGCCCUCAUGUCAAAUUCAUCUUCAAGGGCGAUGCUGAUGUGUAUGUUAACGUGGAGAAUAUACUAGAGAUGCUUCAAGGUCAAAAGCCAGACACAGAUCUGUUUGUUGGUGAUAUUAUUAUCCAUGCUAAACCCAUUCGCCGGCGCAGUUCCAAAUACUAUGUGCCAGAGUUUGUUUACGGAGGGGGCUUGUACCCAAAUUAUGCUGGUGGAGGGGGGUUUGUCAUGUCAGGACAUACAGCUCGGAGACUUAGCUCUGCCUGUCAACAGGUGGAGUUGUUCCCCAUCGAUGAUGUCUUUCUGGGAAUGUGCCUCCAGCUGAUUGGCGUCAAACCAUCACGUCACCAGGGCUUCCGUACCUUUGGGAUUCCCCGUCCGUCUGCAGCGCCCCACCUUCAAACAUUCGACCCGUGUUUUUACAGGGAACUCAUGGUUGUUCACAGCCUCAGCGUCCCUCAGAUCUGGCUCAUGUGGAACCUCCUGCAUGACCCCGAGCUGAGCUGCCACAACAGGACCAGUCCUACAUCCUGGCCAUUUAGGUGGAAGGACAAGAUGGUAGAAACUGAAGUAAAAGAGACGGACUACGGUGAGAAGCAGGUGUUCGUUACGCAUUAGUGACUCCCUGAAGGGCAAAAGGCAAGGACAAAAUGCUUAUAAAAGCACGAUCUGUGAAAACUUGAAAGCAUUGCUAAGUGUUCAAAAGCACAGUUGAGUCAUAUGAUCCACGCUGGCAGACCAUCUUUGGGGAAAUAAAUUGGCAAAGGCCUAAUGUUCUUCAGAUUGUUCAGCCAGAGAGCCCAGAGAGAAUCAGGCUUUUGACAUCUGUGUUCAUACAAUGAACAGCAAAGCAGCAAGAUCUUUAUCCACAAAAAAGACUUUUGAAUGUGCAAUCCGAAUGUAUUGGGUUUUAAUUGUUUACACAGGGACUACAUUUGAUCCACAACACACAACACAUGUGGUUAUCGGGUUUAAACCCAUGCCAGCUUAACAGUAAGGACUGGAGAUGGCUGUGUGUUCUGGGGGAGAGUAAAGACUUGUGUUUUCACAUUGAAUCACACGAGCAGAGGUGUUCCCCUCUCCUUAUGCUGGAUGGAGGCACAAAUGGGCAGUCGCAUUAUCUGUUCCCUGGAGGAACAACAAAUGGAGCCUAAAUGGAACAAGCUGCACAUUGGGAUAACACACACACACACACACACACACACACACACACACACACACACACACACACACACACACACACACACACACACACACACACACACACACACACACACACACACACACACACACACACACACACACACACACACACACACACACACACACACACACACAAUACAAUUUCUACUGAAUGUUUGUGAAAAAGCCUGAUAUUUGAAG